This is a messenger RNA of Abrus precatorius (Indian licorice), 2531 nucleotides long. RefSeq names its product E3 ubiquitin protein ligase DRIP2-like. The record is from RefSeq and is a predicted model, not a curated record. The transcript is spliced from 7 exons. The coding region runs from base 333 to 1424 and encodes 363 amino acids. Lineage: Eukaryota; Viridiplantae; Streptophyta; Magnoliopsida; Fabales; Fabaceae. Gene Ontology annotation, molecular function: ubiquitin-protein transferase activity.
UGGUUUGUUAGUAGUGUAUGUAUGGCGUGUGUAUUGCUUCGGUUCUUCUCAUGCGCUAUUUUCUUCGUCUCCGUCCAACAACAACAUUGAACGGUGGCGGCUUCAUCUGUACGUAAUUUUGGUGGCAACAAUUGAAACCCAUAUCGCGAUUUCGCCCCCAAAAGGCGUGAGUGCUCAGAUCCAUAUCGGCUUCACGUCCAUUCCUAUAGGGAGAAAGAGUGCAACCUUAAUUAUCGUGAGAAACGAGAUGGUGUCGGGACAAGUCGUGAAGGUGAAGAGAAAUACGCUACGAGCAUGCAUGACAUGCCCUCUUUGCAAUAACCUCUUCAAAGAUGCUACCACCAUCUCUCUCUGCCUUCAUACCUAUUCUGACGUUGCUCUUGUUUUAUCUUCAUCUGCAGUUUUGCAGGAAGUGCAUAUAUGAGAAACUCUCGGAUGAGGAGAUGGAUAGCUGCCCAGUGUGCAAUAUUGAUCUUGGCUGCCUUCCGGUGGAAAAACUCAGGCCAGACCAUAAUUUGCAAGAUAUAAGGGCAAAAAUAUUCCCUUUUAAAAGAAAAAAGAUCAAGGCCCAAGAAGUUUUGUCUUCAAUAUCCUUGCCUGCAAAAAGGAAAGAAAGAUCACUUUCAUCAUUGGUUGUAAGUGCUCCCAAGGUUUCAAUGCAACCUGGCUUUACAGGAAAGAGAACAAAAACCAGUACAAGAAAGGCUGCUGCUUUACGUGGAUGCAGCUUUCUACUUGAAGAAUCCAUAAAGAAGGAAGAAACAAAUGGUGAAGAUAAUACGGAUUCUUCCGUGGCUGAGCCUUCUAAGAAGCAUAAGCCCAAUGAAGAUGCAGAGAACAGUGUGGAACAUACAGAAGGGAAGGUUGAUCUCUGGACACCACUAAACUGUCUUGUUGAAGCUGCCAACAGAACAAAGUCCUCCAGGUCAAAUUCACAAGCAACUCCUCUGGCCAAAUUAGAGUCUCCAAUUACUCCUCACGGUGGACAAGAUACGCCUGAAAUUACAACCAGAACAGACCUACCUGCUUCUGUCCAGAGUGAAUUAAACAUUCCUAAAAACAAAAAUAAAGAUACUGGACAUAAAACAAUAUUUGGAGAUGACAAGGAUGGAAACAGCUUGCCAUCAGGACCGGUGAAGAGAAGAAGGUUGCGUCCUGCUGGUCAGAAAAGAGUUGCAGCAUCUGAGAUGUCUGGCUCAUCUCCUGUCCUGCUAGAUGCAACAGGAGGAAAGAGCAACAGAAAAAACAGUCCCAUUUGGUUUUCAUUAGUUGCUUCAGAGGACCAGAAAGGAGAUGUUCCCUUGCCACAAAUCUCAGCAUGUUACUUAAGAAUAAAGGAUGGUACCGUGCCUGUCUCAUUUAUUCAGAAGUACCUAGUGAAGAAACUUAAUCUUGCCAGCGAAGCAGAAGUGAGUAAAUUAUAAUCACUACCUUCUAAGAACUAAGAAACAUAGUACAAGCCUUGUGGACAUUGUCCACCAAGGCUACCAUAAGAAAUUAAUGCAACUAUGAAAGCUAGAGUUUAGGGACUGUCCCAGAUUUUAUUUUUAAAAUUCUGUACUUUUCUAUGUAAUCGAAAGCAGCAAAUAUAACAGAUGCACAACUACUGACUACUGAGUACAGCAAUAGAAUCUCCAUUGCUACACGCCCAUGCACCCACACAAUUUCGUUAUGUAAAGAGAAUGAAAAUAUUGGAAAGGGAAUUCUUCUGAAGUUUCAACACCAAAUCAUCUCGUAGGCUUUAAAAACUGAAUUAACAUUUGAAGGCACUGAAAAUAUACCUUCUUAGUCCUUUCACCUUUGGUCCUGGUUUUACCAAGUGAAAACGCUGCCUCAAUUUCCCAUAUAUACAGCCCUUUUUCUUUUCUAAACGGCUCAAGGAUAUUUCAAUACUAGGGUUGUAUCAGAUAAUUGACCGACUUAUUAUUUGGCAAAUCAGUGUACUAUGUGAAUUUCAAUUACCUCAUGAUUUGCAGGUUAAGAACUUUGAACUGCCAUCAGACUUGAACUUUUUUAUUUGGACAAAUAUUACUAUUACAACAAAUUUUCUUUGCAAAGCAAAAAUAAUAAUUCAAGUCAAACAUAAGCAAAUUGGCUGGUGCAAUAGACUGUUACUGUUUUCUAAUUUGCGCAGGUGGAAAUAAUGUGCCGGGGUCAGCCAGUGCUCCCAUCUCUGCAACUGCAUAACUUAGUAGAUCUAUGGUUCCGGACAGCAUCAACCUCAAAAAAGAUACCAGCGUCUGUGGGGUCCUCAGCCAAGGAUUUUGUGAUGGUUUUGUCCUAUUGUCGAAAGGCCUUGCCUUCUUGAGAAAAUUCCCUAUUCUAUUUAUAUCAUUCUGCCUUCAGAACUUUACAUAUACAUAUUCAACUGUUUUGACUUUUGGUACCAUUCUCGCUGAUAUUGCUGCUUAGGGAAUUGUUCAUGUAGUACCAUGCGAUGAGUUUAUAUGAAUUUGUUUUACUCCUGACUGAAAAUUUGUUCAUCUGUCGUUAUUCUUUGGAUCAUUAAACAUUUAAUAUUUCUUGUUGAU